AGCAACCUGUGGAAGUAAUUACUAAUUAGUGAGCUAAAGCAGUGUUUCUGUAAAUCCCAUCAUUAAUGGUUCAGGGCUCACACGAUAAUGUUGUUUUUCUUUUCUUUCUUUUUUUUUUUUUAAAUAAUUUUCAAACUUGGGUUAACCUAUAUUGGUCAUGGACUAGGACUUGCUUUUAGAGGUAAUUUUGGGUUGGACGAUGGUCCAAUUGUAUACUCGAAUAUGCCCUGUCCGUCCGCUGGUCAUCUUUCUUUGUUCUCUCUCGUUAGACUUAAGGGAGUCGUUUGGAGCGAAGAAAAGUAGUUUUGUUUGGUCAAAAAAAAAAAAAAUCAACCGGUGUUUUUUUCCAGUGAGAAGACCUAAGGUCAUUCAAGCUCUGGAACAGCUCCACAUCUACUGGAGAAGAAAGCGAUAGGAAUGUUAAACGGAGCAGAGGACGAAGAGAAGUGGCUGGCGGAAGGGAUCGCCGGUAUUCAACACAACGCAUUUUACAUGCAUCGAGCUUUGGACUCCAGUAAUCUUAAAGAAGUUCUCAAGUAUUCAGCUCAGAUGCUAUCAGAGCUCCGGACGUCCAAACUCUCUCCUCACAAAUACUACGAACUCUAUAUGCGAGCUUUUGAUGAGUUGAGGAAAUUGGAGAUGUUCUUCAAAGACGAAAGCAAGCACGGCGUCUCUGUGGUUGAUCUGUACGAGCUUGUUCAACAUGCUGGAAAUAUUUUGCCUAGAUUGUAUCUCCUAUGUACGGUAGGAUCUGUCUAUAUCAAAUCUAAGGAGGCUCCUGCUAAGGAAGUUCUUAAAGACCUUGUGGAAAUGUGUCGUGGAGUUCAACAUCCCAUACAUGGACUUUUUUUAAGGAGUUACCUUGCUCAAAUCAGUCGAGACAAAUUGCCAGAUAUUGGUUCUGAGUAUGAAGGAGAUGCUGACACUUUGAAGGAUGCUGUGGAAUUUGUGCUGCAGAAUUUCACCGAGAUGAAUAAACUUUGGGUGCGAAUGCAGCAUCAGGGACCUGGUAGAGUUAGAGAGAAGCAGGAAAAAGAAAGGAGCGAGCUUCGUGAUCUUGUAGGGAAAAAUCUCCAUGUUCUCAGUCAGAUAGAAGGGGUGGACCUGGAGAUAUACAAAGAAACAGUUCUCCCCAGAGUCUUAGAGCAGAUUGUCAAUUGCAAAGAUGAUCUUGCUCAAUAUUAUUUGAUGGAUUGCAUAAUUCAGGUGUUCCCUGAUGAGUAUCACUUGCAGACUCUUGAGACAUUAUUGGGUGCUUGCCCCCAGCUCCAGCCAACAGUUGACAUCAAGACAGUUUUGUCUCAACUAAUGGACAGACUGUCAAAUUAUGCUCAAUCAAGUGCAGAUGUAUUACCUGAAAUUCUACAAGUAGAAGCCUUUGCUAAAUUGAGUAAUGCAAUUGGGAAGGUCAUAGAAGCGCAGGUUGACAUGCCUGCUGUUGGAGCUAUAACUUUGUAUGUCUCUCUUCUUACUUUUACUCUUCGUGUUCAUCCUGAUCGGCUUGAUUAUGUGGAUCAAGUACUGGGAGCCUGUGUUAAGAAGCUCUCUAACAUACCAAAGCUUGAAGAUAGCCGGGCGAUAAAACAAGUGGUUGCACUUUUGAGUGCUCCAUUGGAGAAAUACAAUGAUAUAGUUACAGCUCUGACACUUUCUAAUUAUCCACUUGUAAUGGACCACCUUGAUAAUGGAACAAAAAAGGUCAUGGCAAUGGUUAUCAUUCAAAGCAUUAUGAAAAAUAACACUCGUAUUUCAACUUCUGACAAGGUUGAGGUGUUGUUCGAAUUAAUAAAAGGUCUCAUUAAGGACAUGGAUGGUGCUGAUGUGGAUGAGCUUGAUGAGGAGGAUUUCAAGGAUGAACAAAAUUCUGUUGCUGGGCUCAUACACAUGCUUUAUAACGAUGAACCAGAGGAAAUGUUGAAGAUUAUAUGUACUGUGAAGAAGCAUACAAUGGCCGGGGGACCAAAACGCCUCCCCUUUACAGUUCCUUCACUUGUUUUUUCUGCACUUAGGUUGGUUAGGCAAUUGCAAGGUCAGGAGGGAGAUAUAGUGGGAGAAGAAGUGCCAGCAACACCAAAGAAAAUUUAUCAGCUCUUGACUCAGGUCAUUGAGGCUCUUUCAACUGUUCCAUCACCUGAACUUGCAUUAAGGUUGUACCUGCAAUGUGCGGAGGCAGCUAAUGACUGUGAUGUUGAGCAUGUUGCUUAUGAAUUUUUCACUCAAGCCUUUGUAUUAUAUGAAGAAGAAAUUGCGGACUCCAAAGCUCAAGUGACCGCAAUUCAUCUGAUAAUUGGGACUCUCCAGAGGAUGAAUGUAUUUGGUGUUGAGAACCGAGAUACUUUGACCCACAAGGCCACAGGAUAUUCAGCUCGGCUGCUAAAGAAGGCUGAUCAGUGCAGAGCUGUUUAUGCAUGUUCGCAUCUUUUCUGGGUUGAUGGUCAGGACGGCAUUAAGGAUGGGGAAAGGGUCUUUCUGUGCCUAAAGCGUGCAUUGAGGAUUGCGAAUGCUGCCCAGCAAAUGGCUAAUGUUGCACGAGGUAGCAGUGGGCCAGUCACACUCUUUGUUGAGAUAUUGAACAAGUACGUCUACUUCUUUGAAAAAGGAAGUCAGCAAGUCACUGGUGCUGCAAUCCAAGGCCUGAUAGAAUUAAUCAAUACCGAGAUGCAGAGUGAUUCAGCAACACCAGAUACUGCUUCAGAUGCUUUCCUUGCCAGCACGUUGCGUUACAUUGAGUUCCAGAAACAAAAAGGCGGUCUAAUGGGUGAGAAAUUUGAAUCCAUUAACUUGUAAAUUAUUGGGUAUCUAUAGGAUUGUUCCUGGCAGCCUGAAACGUGAUGCCAAGCAGGUUAUUCAGUUUGAGGAAAAAAAAAAUUGAUGGUUGGGGAGUGUUUUGAUUUUAAGGUACUAUAGCCUGACAUAGAAGAUGGUUUUUUUCUCGAGGUGAAAUUUCUUUUUUUUUUUUUUUUUAUACUAUUUCGCUGUUGUUGCCUGUGGCUAGAAAGUGGCAAAAUUUGUCAUAAGAAAUUUUUGUUCAAUUAUUUGCGGGAUUUUUAAAAAUUUUUAUUUACUCCAGUAAAAACUUAAAUGGCUUCAGCUUGAAUUCCAAAAUUUUUAUUUGCUUAACUUGGAAUUUAUAAAAAUUCAGGACUUCAAAUUAAUUGAUAUGAUAUUCAUUUAUUUUAAAAUUUGAUCAUUUGGAUUUUGGAUAUGGUUCAGAGCUAAUUUUCUUUCAUAAUAUUAUUUACUUAUUUAUUUUUUAUAUAAAACAUUGCUUUUUUUUUCCUUUGGACGACAUACCAAAAACUUUCUAUUAUUGUAAUCAAUAAGAGAGAGUACAACAACAACAAAACAGCUGCAAGAGAAACUGCUGUCAGGCAGCAUACAACACUCUAGGAGUUAUGAGAGAAAUGAUACCUCACAGAUAUCUCGAACAAAGUUAUAAACUAUGAUAUUGAUAACCUUAAAGUGGAGCAGGAAGCCCAUCCAUAUCAAGAAUGAAAACCAAGGAGGAUGGGUUCAUAAAAGCCCAAUCAGAAAUGCACAUUCCGCUCUUUGACAGGCAAUGGCAUCCUACACAGUCUGCAGCUUUUUUGGUUGUUCUGUGACACCAAUUAAAUUCCAUUCUGGAAUUUUUAUCUCUUAUGAUUGGAAGAACUCGCCAAAAUCCAGUACGUUUCCCCUGCCAUAAUCCUGGUACAAUAAUUUCGAACCAAUUUCUAUAAUAAUCUUCUUGAAAUUCAUCUCCUCAGCCAAAAUCACCCCCUCCAUUGCGAAAGCCUCUGCCUCAAUACUUGUCUUCACCAAGACAAAUCUCCAUCCAACCAACUAAUUUUCCAUCCUCAUCCCAUGUUACCACAGCAAUGCCUGCUUCCUUUGAUUGUUGGCAGAAAGCCCCAUCACAGUUUAUCUUUACCCACCCUUCAUCUGGUUUUUUCCAAACUGCUGUUUUCUUUUCUGCAACCCCACCUCUUAUAUCAUCAUCAAGCUCCAAUACACCUUAUUUUUCUACAACAGCUCCAUCGAUCUUUUGGAUUGUCUGGAUUGGAUUUGGCUCCUUUUUUGUGUAAUAGCAGCACAUCCCUCCUUCC
Messenger RNA from Durio zibethinus, 4085 nucleotides. RefSeq names its product vacuolar protein sorting-associated protein 35B-like. NCBI's taxonomy places the organism in Eukaryota, Viridiplantae, Streptophyta, Magnoliopsida, Malvales, Malvaceae. The record is from RefSeq and is a predicted model, not a curated record. Gene Ontology annotation, cellular component: late endosome; retromer, cargo-selective complex; retromer complex. Gene Ontology annotation, biological process: retrograde transport, endosome to Golgi; intracellular protein transport.